Messenger RNA from Triticum aestivum (bread wheat), 1716 nucleotides. Its product is annotated as loricrin. NCBI's taxonomy places the organism in Eukaryota, Viridiplantae, Streptophyta, Magnoliopsida, Poales, Poaceae. The record is from RefSeq and is a predicted model, not a curated record.
GCCGCCGCUGGGAGACGCCACCGGGCAAAGCCCGCGCGGCGGCCGGCGGCGGCGGGCCACCUUCUCUCGCGCUGCGAGGGCACCGGCUGGUUCAGCGCGUUGGUCCUGGACGGCGAGCUCUGCCAGCGGUGUGCGGGCGCCGGGGCGGCGGCCCCGGGACCUUCUUGCGGUCCGGCGGCUGCUGUGGCUGCACGGGCAGCGCGGCGGCCGGAGCUGGAGGUGUCGCGUCUUGCAUCCAGGCGGCGCUCGGGGCGGGAUCCCGCGAGGUGCGGUCUUCGGCUGCGGGCGGCGUCCCCUCCGGAUUUGCAGCGGUGCUCGUCGGCGUCCCUGUGCUCCGGAGGUUGGGUGCUGGUGGCGCGUGCAUGGUCACUGGGCUUGGCUGGGCGCGGCUGGAUCUGGCACCUGCGGGGACCUCUCGCGCGACUCUGCUCGUCGGCUCUGCGUGGUGCUGCUGCGAUGGCGGGCGGCGGUGGUCUGGCGCUUCUGGUUCUGGUGUGAAGGAGGGGUGUGGCCAGGGGGUUGGCCGAUGUGGCGGUGGCCUGGCGUGGAUGCGGAAUGGGCUCGUUCUGGAUGGAAGUGCUGCGAGGGGUGGUGACGCGCCUGAGCUUGGUGGUCGACGAUGGAGGUAGCUUGGCGCAGCGGGAAGGUGGAGCCGGUGGGCGUCAACCAUGGGGAUUGUGUGUUGCGCAGUGCUUCGGAUCUGCUCGGAUUCGGAGGUGUGGAGGAGCUCCGGGCGAAAGUCCAGCACUGACCUUGGGUCGGUGCCGGCAACAGCGGCGCCAUGGCCGUGGUGUCGUUCCCUUUCUUGAAGGUGUUGCCAUAGAGCUCCAUUACACGACUCUCCGGGAGAAAUCCCUAGCUUCGGAUGGUCGAGGCGGGCGAUGAUGGCUGCUACGUCGUUUCCUUCUUUGAGGCAUCGCCUUGGAGAGUCAGCAUUUGCAGUUUGCAUGGAUCUCUUCAUCGUCGGGGAUAGUGGAUGUCGGGGCGGCGGCUUCGAGUGGUUUCUGAUUGUGCGUCGAGAUGGCGAUCUCGGGAACAAUGUGAGUGACAACUCUAUGAGGUGGGGCUCUAUCUCGACAUUGGUUGGGUGGCAUCCUUGUCCCGCUUGGGCGGUAGGGGUGUCGGCUCGGUCGAUGCGCCCCAGAGGGGGCGAUCUAACUUUACGUCGGGGCGGCGGCCCCGGAUGUGGUGUGACGUUCGUGGUCUGCGAGCGGUUGCCCUGAGCAGCGUGGGCUGCAGGCAGCUGGGUUGUGCGGCGUUGCUGCUCGAGGGGAGCGGUGGCCGCCCCGGAAGGUGGUGCCGGUUGAUUGCGCUGGGCGCGAGGGAGCGGUGGAUGUCGGGGAGGCGGCCCCGAGAGAAUCACUGUGGCGACCAGACUACUGAGGCAACGAUGAUGGUGGGAGCGAUGUCGGCGACACGUCAAUGGUUGCGGUAGUCGGCUCUUCUCCGGCAUGCCCACGGUUUUGCCUUGGUUUGCUUGUUGCUGUGGAGUCAAAGCUGUGGCGGCGGGGCCCUGUGGUGUACGAUGACUGGCUGUUGGUGGUCCGUUCGGCGAUCUUCCGUGGCGCCAGUCGUGCCUGGUAUUGUUCUUCUGAGUUCUCCAUCAGAGUCGGAGCUGUGUUGUCUGGCCGCAGGUCGACGUGUCGUCAAUAAGGGUGGGUUUUGCGCUGUGUGUUUCAGUCUAUGGGAGUGGGCUUGGCCCUUGUUGUUCCGGUU